GAUAUCCGGACCUGUAAAAUCCAAAAUGGCGUUUUAUCAUACUGCUUGCUUUGUGAUCACUGUUAUGGUUGUCUGCAAUGCCAUCUUAUAUCCCACUAUAUUCAGCUCAAUUUUCCGGCGUUGGUUCGGCGAAGCACCUCCGAAGCCAGAGAAGGAAUCAGUUCCGGAUUACCCCCCUCACAUGAGGCCUAAUGCUGGUGUGCGUGGAGGUGCGGCAGGGAGGCUGAGACCCAACCCAGGCAAGCCCUCUAUGUCUGGAGGAGGAGGGGGAGCAGGGGGCAGUUCAGGUGGGGUCGAUCCAUCGUCUUUCAUGGGUCAACAGGCUCAGGAAUCCAAAGGCAGAGGCAUGAUGGGAACUGUACUUCCUGUCUAUGCCGUGGGAAUCUUCAUCUACUUCGGCUAUGUGAUCUAUAAGGUUUUCCUGCGUGACAAACCCUCCACACCCUCCACCAGACCAACCUGGGGCUUCCCAGACAACGUGGCUCAGCAAGAAGGACCAACCCUCCAGAGACAACAGCAAGAGAGUCUACAGCGGAAGCUAGCAGCAGAACUCAAAGCAGCUAACUAUCCUGAAUUGAAAAAGAGUGAUAAGAGAGCUGCUGAGGUCGCCGCUACUGUCGCUGCUGCUACUGUUGCCGCCACUGGGGAUAGCUCCAACUCGGCACCGGCAGGAUCGACUGAAGAAGUUGAUAUGUUGAAGAAGCGCCUGGAGGAGACAGAGAAGACGAUGCAGCGUAUGAUGGACAUGAUGAACUCAAUGGGUGUGGCUAUGAGCCAAGUCUCUCAUCAUCUUUCAAACGAUAAGUCUGGAUCACCCACCCUGCUUCCGGGCUUCAGUGAACCCAAGGAGGUCAACGACCACGACAUCGAGGAUGAUGACCUGCUUGACAUUGACGUUGACAACCUGAGCGAUGAGGAAGACCUCAUCAUCGGCGACAGCAUGGAUCCCUGUGGGAGCUCCGAUGAGGAAAACGAUGUGAGCACAACAAAGGAUGAUAUGGACGACGAUGUCGAGAGAAGACGGCCGAACAAGAUGAACAUUGUGGACGUGGAGGCGGACGAUUACCAUGAUGAUGACGACGAUGAUGACGGGGAUGUCGAUAGCGAUGAUGAGUCGGAGGUUGAGAACAUAGGAGUAGAAGACGUUCUGACGUCAGACACUCUUAGACGAAGGAAUGUUAAAGGAGGCGACGCUGCUGCAGACGGAUCGCGAAUCGAAGGAUGAUUUGUCUUUUUGUAUUGAAUCUUAACCAACAAAUGAUGCCAUGUUAAAUUAUUUUUAUUGUACAUAGUACGUGUAUGUACAAUAUUUAAUGUGUAUAUACCAUGGGUUUGUAUGGGGAUAAGUCUUAAUGACUUUGAGUCUAUACUUUAAUUUAAUCUCUAGUUUUCGAAAUGACUUUUAAACAUACAAAGUAGGUAUUGAAGAAUAUUGACACAUCUGCAAUGAAGAUGGGCAUGUGCUUGAGCCCUGGCUUGAAUUUCUCCCCAGUGCAGACACAAGCCAGAAAGUAAUGGCCCCCAAAUUUUUUUUGUUUUUGUCUUAAUUUAAAUGUUCCAGCUUUGCUUUGAAAGUAGAGGGCACAUUUCAAAUUUCAAUCUCAUCAAGCGCAAACAAAUCAGAGUUCAGAUUCGUAUAAGUGGGUGCUGGCUCCUAUUUGCAAAAGUUUCAAGUCUUGAAAGUUUCUAGUAAAACCACUCUACUGGAUUUUGCAUGACCUUAUUCACUGCUUUUGCAAGACCUUAUUCACUCCUUUUGCAAGACCUUAUUCACUCGUUGUGCACCAAGUGUAAUGAAAUUGCAGAUGAUUGCAUCUAUACCAACUCAUUUGAUUGUUCUGGGCCCUGUUUCAUGAAACGUGUUAGCAGUAACAAGUUACAAUACCUGUCAUAAGCUAUUGAAAUCACGCCAUUUGAUUGGCUGAGUGUAAAUUUGUUGUAGAAUUUUAGCAUUUGAGUUUGAUAACAAGCUUGAUGAAAACAGGGCCCUGGUGCUUCAUAAGCUAUCCCACCGCUGCCACCAUGCAAUCAAGGAUACAAAACAUCAGCUUAACCACUUGACUGCUAUUGGCUUAAAAUGCGUUCAUACCCCCUGUGCUGUACAAAAACCUGACAAAAACUGUCCACUGUACACAAAAAAGCCGGAUUCUUUUUGGAAGAGCGCCAUCUACUGUUCAAGACCUGUAUAACAUCAUUGCAGUGCUAAUUAAACAGUAGGGCGUGGCAUUAUGCAGUGCUACGGUCUUGAAAGUGCAAUGCCCUAAGCACGUACAUACAUGUACGUGGGUAGCAGUCAAGUGGUUAAAGGCUUGUUCAGAUAUGAUGCAGAAAAUCACCCGCUAAUUAAAAUGAUAUGUAAAGUGUAUGUGCUUCACAUCUUUGUAUCUUAUAACACAGACCGCAGUUUAACGUGCAAGUCCUUUGUUGCGUGCAUUUGCCAUUCAUGUACACAUAAACAAAACAACGCUGCUGAUUUUCUUUGUUUGUGGUUUACUUGCGCCAUAUCUGAACAAGCCUUAAAUAGACUUGAACUAGAAAAUUAGGCUAUUUGUGUGCAUCCCUGCUCAGUUACGUGGCCGAGGUAAUAAUAGUGGAGUGCCAGGAGUGUCAAGUCUGACAGAUAUGAGUCUCUGCUAUAGAAGACCCCACUAUUAUUAAUAUCAUUAAUAUUUACUUCUUCCUUUCUUCAGGGGUCACAUCCUGCCCAAGAUUGUUGUACAGUACUGUACCCAUAGACCACAAACGCAGUCAUGAGUACAUCACACUACCGGUAGAUGUAGCUUUUUUUCUUUUUUCUUUUUGGUACUAGAAGCAGAUACAGCUACAUGGGUUUCCAUUGAAGAUAUUUUAUGCCAAAUGUAGAAAUUAAUUUAAGUAUAAA
Molecule: messenger RNA, 2881 nt
Organism: Strongylocentrotus purpuratus (purple sea urchin)
Lineage: Eukaryota; Metazoa; Echinodermata; Echinoidea; Camarodonta; Strongylocentrotidae
Product: resistance to inhibitors of cholinesterase protein 3
Exons: 6
Coding region: 26-1225 (399 amino acids)
Biological process (GO): synaptic transmission, cholinergic; protein localization to cell surface
Cellular component (GO): intracellular membrane-bounded organelle; neuron projection; neuronal cell body
Source: RefSeq, a predicted model, not a curated record